UCCCCAGCGGCUGCGGCAGCACCAGCGCCGGCCGCCGCCGCCGCCGCCGCCGCCGCCGCCGCCGCCACCACCCCCUCUGGGAAGCGGAGGAGGAGGAGCGGCUGGAGGAGUGGGUGGAGAGGUUGGGCCCUGGGGAGCGGGAUGUCCAUCUCCACGGCUCGGUGGUGAAUGCUGAGGAGAGUCACGGUCGCUGCAGUCAGGGCCACCGGGAGGAAGUGGACGUGUGAGGCCGGGCGGGAGCUAGCGGCGGCGCCGGGGAGAAGCGGGGCGCGGGGUUGGUGCGUGGACUCUACCAGACCACUUCCUGCUCCAACCAUGCCUGGAAGGAACAAGGCCAAAUCCACCUGCAGCUGCCCUGACCUGCAGCCCAAUGGGCAGGAGCUGGGCGAGAGCGGCCGCGCCGCCCGUCCCGGAGCGGAUGAAUCUGAGGAAGAGGGACGGAGGGUGUUUCUCUGUAACGCCGGAGACCCCGAGAUCGUCAAGUCUCCCAGCGACCCCAAGCAAUACCGAUACAUCAAAUUACGGAAUGGCUUGCAGGCACUUUUGAUUUCAGAUCUAAGUAAUAUGGAAGGUAAAACAGCAACAGAUGAUGAAGAGGAGGAAGAGGAGGAAGAAGAUGACGAUGAAGAUGAUGAUGACGAUGAUGAUGAUGACGAUGAUGAUGAUGAAGAUUCUGGGGCUGAGAUAGAAGAUGAUGAUGAAGAGGGUUUUGAUGAUGAAGAAGAAUUUGAUGAUGGUGAACAUGAUGAUGAUGAUCUCGAUGCUGAGGAUAAUGAAUUGGAAGAAUUGGACGAGAGAGCAGAAGCUAGAAAGAAAACUACUGAAAAACAGCAAUCGCAGAGCCUGUUUUUGCUGUGGUCAAAGCUGACUGAUAGACUGUGGUUUAAGUCAACUUAUUCAAAAAUGUCUUCAACCCUGCUGGUCGAGACAAGAAAUCUUUAUGGGGUAGUUGGAGCUGAAUGCAGGUCUGCACCUGGUCAGCAUUUGGCAGGAUGGCAAGUGGAGGAGCAGCAGGGUGAAACUGACACAGUUCUGUCUGCAGCGGCUCUUUGUGUUGGUGUUGGGAGUUUUGCUGACCCAGAUGACCUGCCCGGGCUGGCACACUUUUUGGAGCACAUGGUAUUCAUGGGUAGUUUGAAAUACCCAGAUGAGAAUGGAUUUGAUGCUUUCCUGAAGAAGCAUGGGGGUAGUGAUAAUGCCUCAACUGAUUGUGAACGCACAGUAUUUCAGUUUGAUGUCCAGAGAAAAUAUUUCAAGGAAGCCUUGGAUAGAUGGGCCCAGUUCUUCAUUCAUCCACUAAUGAUCAGAGAUGCAAUUGAUCGUGAAGUUGAAGCUGUUGACAGUGAAUAUCAACUUGCAAGACCGUCUGAUGCGAACAGAAAGGAAAUGUUGUUUGGAAGCCUUGCUAGAUCUGGACAUCCUAUGGGGAAAUUUUUUUGGGGCAAUGCUGAAACUCUCAAGCAUGAACCAAAAAAGAAUAAUAUUGAUACACAUGCCAGAUUGAGAGAAUUCUGGAUGCGUUACUACUCUGCUCAUUACAUGACUUUAGUUGUUCAAUCCAAAGAAACACUGGAUACUUUGGAAAAGUGGGUGACUGAGAUCUUCUCUCAGAUACCAAACAAUGGGUUACCCAAACCAAACUUUGGCCAUUUAACGGAUCCAUUUGACACACCAGCAUUUAACAAACUUUAUAGAGUUAUUCCAAUCAGGAAAAUUCAUGCUCUGACCAUCACAUGGGCACUUCCUCCUCAACAGCAACAUUACAGAGUAAAGCCACUUCAUUAUAUUUCCUGGUUGGUUGGACAUGAAGGCAAAGGAAGCAUUCUAUCUUAUCUUAGAAAAAAGUGCUGGGCUCUUGCAUUAUUUGGCGGAAAUGGUGAGACAGGAUUUGAGCAAAAUUCUACUUAUUCAGUGUUCAGCAUUUCUAUUACAUUGACUGAUGAGGGUUAUGAACAUUUCUAUGAGGUUGCUCAUACUGUUUUUCAGUAUUUAAAAAUGCUGCAGAAGCUGGGCCCAGAAAAAAGAAUUUUUGAGGAGAUCCAGAAAAUUGAAGAUAAUGAAUUUCAUUAUCAGGAGCAGACAGAUCCAGUUGAGUAUGUGGAGAACAUGUGUGAAAACAUGCAGCUGUACCCACUGCAGGACUUCCUCACUGGAGAUCAGCUCCUUUUUGAGUACAAGCCAGAAGUCAUUGCUGAAGCCCUUAAUCAGCUAGUUCCUCAAAAAGCAAAUCUUGUUCUACUGUCUGGUGCUAAUGAGGGAAAAUGUAACCUCAAAGAAAAGUGGUUUGGCACUCAAUAUAGCAUAGAAGAUAUUCAAAAUACUUGGGCUGAACUGUGGAAAAGUAAUUUUGAAUUGAAUUCAGAUCUUCAUCUUCCAGCUGAGAACAAAUACAUAGCCACGGACUUUACGUUGAAGGCUUUUGAUUGCCCUGAAACUGAAUACCCUGUUAAAAUUGUGAAUACUCCUCAAGGUUGCCUGUGGUAUAAGAAAGACAACAAAUUCAAAAUCCCUAAAGCCUAUAUACGUUUCCAUCUGAUCUCACCUUUGAUACAGAAAUCUGCAGCAAAUGUGGUCCUCUUUGACAUCUUUGUCAAUAUCCUUACUCAUAACCUGGCGGAACCAGCUUAUGAAGCUGAUGUGGCACAACUGGAGUAUAAACUGGUAGCUGGAGAACAUGGUUUAAUUAUUCGAGUGAAAGGAUUCAACCACAAACUACCUCUUCUAUUUCAGCUCAUUAUUGACUACUUGACUGAGUUCAGUUCCACACCAGCUGUCUUUACAAUGAUAACUGAGCAGUUAAAGAAGACCUACUUUAAUAUCCUCAUCAAGCCUGAAACUCUGGCCAAAGAUGUUCGGCUUUUAAUCCUGGAAUAUGCCCGUUGGUCGAUGAUUGACAAGUACCGGGCUUUGAUGAAUGGCCUUUCCCUUGAGUCUUUGCUGAGAUUUGUCAAAGAGUUCAAAUCUCAACUCUUUGUGGAAGGUCUGGUGCAAGGGAAUGUUACAAGCACGGAAUCUAUGGACUUCCUGAAAUAUGUUGUUGACAAGCUGAAUUUCAGGCCUCUGGAGCAGGAGAUGCCGGUGCAAUUCCAGGUGGUGGAACUGCCUGGUGGCCACCACUUAUGCAAAGUGAGAGCUCUGAAUAAAGGCGAUGCCAACUCUGAAGUCACUGUGUACUACCAGUCAGGCCCAAGGAGUCUACGGGAAUAUACUCUUAUGGAGCUGCUUGUGAUGCAUAUGGAAGAACCUUGUUUUGACUUCCUUCGAACCAAGCAGACCCUUGGGUAUCAUGUCUACCCAACCUGUAGGAAUACAUCCGGGAUUUUAGGAUUCUCUGUCACUGUGGGGACCCAGGCAACCAAAUACAACUCUGAAGUCGUUGAUAAGAAGAUAGAAGAGUUUCUGUCCAGCUUUGAGGAGAAGAUUGAGAACCUCACGGAAGAGGCAUUCAACACCCAGGUGACAGCUCUGAUCAAGCUCAAAGAGUGCGAGGACACUCACCUCGGGGAGGAGGUGGACCGGAACUGGAAUGAAGUAGUGACACAGCAGUAUCUUUUUGACCGCCUUGCCCAUGAGAUUGAAGCACUGAAGUCAUUCUCAAAAUUAGACUUAGUCAACUGGUUCAAGGCUCAUAGAGGACCAGGAAGUAAAAUGCUCAGCGUUCACGUUGUUGGAUAUGGCAAGUAUGAGCUGGAAGAGGACAGCAGCCCUUCUGGGGAGGAUCCCAGCUCUUCCUGCGAAGGGCUGCAGCUGGCCUACCUGCCACCCUCUCCUCUGUUGGCAGACUCCACUGUCCCCAUCACUGACAUCAGGGCUUUCACAGCAACACUCAACCUUCUCCCCUACCAUAAAAUAGUCCAAUAAACUGCAGUCUCGUUGGCCUGA
This is a messenger RNA of Perognathus longimembris pacificus (Pacific pocket mouse), 3882 nucleotides long. It is a transcript of the gene Nrdc, whose product is annotated as nardilysin convertase. Gene Ontology annotation, molecular function: metal ion binding; metalloendopeptidase activity. NCBI's taxonomy places the organism in Eukaryota, Metazoa, Chordata, Mammalia, Rodentia, Heteromyidae. The record is from RefSeq and is a predicted model, not a curated record. Gene Ontology annotation, biological process: proteolysis. The transcript is spliced from 33 exons. Bases 169 to 3861 code for a protein of 1230 amino acids.